AUGAUGUCCUCGACGGAAAGCAACAACCUGUCCGUCCUGCCACCCAUCCUCACCGAUGGCACGGGCAACCCCAACCCCAAAGAUCGCCUGUCAACCUACUCCAAUCUGUCCCUCGCAUCACAAAAUCGCUCGCGCCCAGGCUCCCACGUCUUCCCAAUCUUCCACACCAGCCUUCCUUACGCCCUCGUCCGGGACUUCGCCUACCCCUCCACCCAUCCGCUACACUAUGGACCCCCUCCGCCACGGGCUUCAGGCGUCUCCACGCCCGCAAGUGAAUCCCGGCGCCUCUCCGAUCCACCUCCCUCAUGGGACACGCGCGGGUCCUGGGCACCCCAACCGAGCUCAGAGCCCAGCCAUGCUAAUGUCCAGCAAUUGCCCGCGAUGUCCUUUGGGGAUGGACCUCCAUAUAGCGAGGAUGAGGACUUGCAUAGCCCGGUAGUCACCUCGCGGCAUCGCAAGAAAUCAUCCGAUCUGAACGGUCUUGUAGACGAAAGAGUCAUGUCCGGGACGGGGAAUGAUCGGGGAAUGCUCGUCGGUAUCAAUGCCGAUGGCAGUGAAACUUACUACGUAAAUGAGGGCGAUACCGCCGAUGACGGCCCCGGCGGGGAAUAUGUUACAUACCCGGCGAAUGAAGGGCGGUACUCUAUCAUGGGAUACAGCGGCCCGGGCGGCCAGGCUUUUGACCAUGACCCGGGCUUCGAGUCGGAGGAUGAGAUCCCCGGUGUGAACCGCUACUCUAGGGACUACCAGUUCGCCGUGGGCUGUCCGGAUGAAGAGAUGCAUGGAAAAGCAGUUGCUCUCUUCGAUUUUACACGGGAGCACGAGAAUGAACUCCCUCUCACUGAAGGCCAGGUGAUUUACGUCUCUUACCGACACGGCCAGGGCUGGCUCGUCGCAGAAGACCCCAAAACGGGCGAGAACGGCCUCGUCCCCGAGGAAUUCGUUCGCCUCCUGCGAGACAUCGAAGGAGGCCUCACAUCCCUCAAUGGCGACUCCAACCCGGAUACCACUGGUAUCGCAGAUAUGAGUUCAGACUCUCAUGAGUCCGACCAACUACCCACGCCCACUCAGACGGAGCGCCCCUCGUUCGAUGAAGAAUCGAACAAACCCACAAAUGGCGCCUCCAAUUCCAAGACAACCCCGAAAGCCGAGUCCGAAACCACCAAAACCUGA
Messenger RNA from Penicillium olsonii, 1173 nucleotides. NCBI's taxonomy places the organism in Eukaryota, Fungi, Ascomycota, Eurotiomycetes, Eurotiales, Aspergillaceae. The record is from the annotation of a GenBank genome assembly.